This is a messenger RNA of Miscanthus lutarioriparius, 1473 nucleotides long. The record is from the annotation of a GenBank genome assembly. Lineage: Eukaryota; Viridiplantae; Streptophyta; Magnoliopsida; Poales; Poaceae.
AUGGAGGAGCAGCAGUUUCUCACGAGCAUGGGCGUUAGCGUGAGCAACAUGCGGAGCUACCUCCAGCGCGACGGCGUGGACGUCGACGUUCCCGACCCGGUGAUGCUGGGCGCGGCCAUGUUUCUCACUGCUGCGUACGACGCCAUCCCCAACCCACCCGUGUCUCCCGCCGCGCCGCUCGCCUCCGCCGUCGCCGCGCAGGCCCCAGCCGAUGGCGUCGACCGCAUCAGCCUCCUCCCCGACGCUCUGCUCCGGAACGUCGUGUCGCGCCUCCCCGCCAAGGACGCCGCGCGCACCGCCGCGCUCGCCACGCGCUGGCGCGGCCUCUGGCGCUCCGCGCCGCUCGCCGUCGUCGACGCCCACAUCCUCCCGCGCUGGAUCUCGGCCGACCACAUGAUGCCCGGAGGCGAAGACGCCCUGUCCAGGGCCGUCGCCGUUGCGGUGUCCCGCGUCCUGGACGCGCACCCGGGCCCCUUCCACUGCGUCCACCUCUCCCGCUGCCACAUGGCGUCGCACCAGGCCGAGAUCGAGCGCUGGCUGGAGCUCCUCGGCGCCAAGGGCGUCCAAGAGCUCGUCUUUAUCAACCGCCCUUGGCCGCUCGACCACCCUCUCCCACGUGCGCUCUUCGGCUGCGCCGCCAUCACCCGCCUGCACCUGGGCUUGUGCAGGAUCCCCAGCACCGUCGGGCUCCCGCGCGCCACGCGCUUCCCCCACCUCCAGGAGCUUGUCCUCAGCACGGUCGUCAUCGAGGACCGAGACCUCCACUUCCUAAUCGACCGGAGCCCUGUCCUGGAGGUCCUCACCAUCACCACAAACCUGACCGGGAAGGCUCGAGUCCGGCUGAUCAGCCGCAGCCUGCGGUGCGUGCAGGUGAGGAUGUCUAACCAAGUGGACAUCACUGUGGUGGACGCUCCUCGUCUGGAGAGGCUGCUCAUGUGGAUGUUAUCACCUGCCAUAACCGGCAAGAGAUGCUCAAAGAUCAAGAUUGGCCACGCACCCAACCUGUGCAUGCUGGGACAUUGCCAGCCGGGAUUCGAACUGGAGAUUGGCAACACCAUCCUCAAGGUGGGUACUAAAAUGACCCCAAGCACCAUGGUCCCAAGCGUCAAGAUCUUGGCUUUGGAGGUGGGAUUUGAAGUCCGCAAUGAAGUCAAAAUGAUGCCUUGCUUUCUCAAAUGUUUUCCCAACGUGGAGACGCUCCAUGUCUUUUCAGUGAAUGAUGACUCCAGUGGCAAGGUUGAUCCCAAGUUCUGGAAGGGGAAGGAGGCUGGCUGUAUUGAUUGCGUCCAGAGGCAUGUGAAGAAAUUUGUCUUCCAAGAGUUUCGGGGUAAGAGAAGUGAGCUAGCGUUCCUCAAGUUCAUUGCUGAGAGAGCGCAGGUCCUAGAGAAGAUGGUGGUUAUGGUGGCCUCAAAAUGUUUCUCUUCACCAGAUGCUGUCAAUGCCAAGCUGAAGCCUCUGACUUCUGCAAUAUGA